CUUCUGCCAAUCAAUACCAGGCCAGAGUUAACCGAGAAGCUCAUUCGAAAGCAGAAAAUGGACUGACCGAUAAAGUAGUAUGCUUAGAAACUGGUGAGUUUAGAGUACCAUCGGAAUCCGUGAGUAAUAAAUUUUAUAUUGUGUCAUAUAAUGAGUUGUGUGAUAAGGAUUGCACAUCUCUAUAUUGCAUUAAGUGCAAAAUAUGCAUCCAUAGGUUUAGAUGUCAAUGUGCAGAGUUUACUAUAAAAGCUGCCAUGUGUAAACAUAUACAUGCAGUUGCUCUGGUCGCAGAGAGAAGCGAUUCUGUUUUAGGUGUGAGAACUGUAAAUGAUGAUGAUGAGGACAACAACUUAUAUAUAUGUCAACCAUCAACAAGUAGGGCUGCUUAUGAAAUGGAUGUCCAGAGUGUCGUAGGUGGAUCCAGUCAAAUUACAAAUGAUCCAAUAGAUUCUACUACAAAAGAUAUUGUAUUAGAACAAGCUAGAAUGCAGCUUGGUUUAUUGGAUGUGGGUACCCUUCGUAACAUUGCAAAAAUUAUUAGAGACGCUUAUAACUUGCAAUGCAAUAAUGCUUCUACCAGCAGAAAAAGAAAAAUAGAGAAACAGUUGUAUUUCCCAAUAUUCUAGAUCUAAAUGAGAUAAUUAAAUAAUGUUAGAAGAGGAAAAUUGGAAUUGAAAGAGUCCUUAUGUAUUUUUCUAUUGCAACAUGUUGGUAUAAGGAUGGUUUUAAGGCCAUACUUGAAAGAGCUUUCUAUUUCAGACUUUGAAUUUCAACCACCUCGGAGAAGACUCUAAUUUCCCUUUAUGGAAGAAUCAAGAUAAGAUGUCCUUCAGUAUUGAAUAUCUCCUGUUAAUUUCGUUUGGUUUUUUUUUGUAAACACGGGGAGGCAGGGUUUUUUCUUCUGAGGUUUUUCCCUGAGCUCUUGUAUCAUACGCAGAAUUGUAUGGUUCCCCGUUGCACUAACCUCAGCUAAAUAUUAACAUGAAUAAAGAAGCAUGUUAAUCAAA
Messenger RNA from Coccinella septempunctata (seven-spotted ladybird), 1007 nucleotides. RefSeq lists its product as uncharacterized. NCBI's taxonomy places the organism in Eukaryota, Metazoa, Arthropoda, Insecta, Coleoptera, Coccinellidae. The transcript has 4 exons. The record is from RefSeq and is a predicted model, not a curated record. Bases 255 to 626 code for a protein of 123 amino acids.